Molecule: messenger RNA, 424 nt
Organism: Acromyrmex echinatior (Panamanian leafcutter ant)
Lineage: Eukaryota; Metazoa; Arthropoda; Insecta; Hymenoptera; Formicidae
Product: galectin-8
Molecular function (GO): galactoside binding; carbohydrate binding
Source: RefSeq, a predicted model, not a curated record
GACAUCCAUAAACCAAUUCUGCUGCAUCUAUUAAAAGCGACAUCCGCCAUCAUUCUUACUGGGUACAUUCCUGAAAAUGCAUCGAGGUUUUCCGUGAAUUUAAUAUGUAAGGCAGCUGGAAAUAUUGCUUUGCAUUUUAAUCCACGACUGGACAGAGGAUAUAUUGUCAGAAAUACAAGAGUGCGUGGAUCUUGGGAGGAUGAAGAGACUUGUUCACCUGCAGGUUCAAACGGAUGUAUUUUCCGUCGAAAUACCUAUGCACAUCUUAUGAUCUUCUGUACAAACGACGCAUUUCAGGUAAGAAGUAAUAAUUCUUAAAAAAGUUAAAAAAAGAUGCUCAGAAUAUACGUGCUCCUCGAAUAAAACCUAAAUUAAUCGAUCCAAUUAAUAGUAGUUUUAAUUAUUUUUCAAGGAUAUUUUUAUU